GUUCCUCCACAGAUCUCGAAUUGCUCUUUCAAGCCUCCCAUUUCCUUCAUUGCUGAUCGAACAACUUUUGUUUCUCGUCCUCAACAAUGGCGGAUACUGAAACGUUUGCCUUCCAGGCCGAGAUUAAUCAGCUCCUCAGUCUGAUUAUCAACACCUUCUACAGCAACAAGGAGAUCUUUCUCCGUGAGCUUAUCAGCAAUUCCUCUGACGCUCUGGAUAAAAUACGAUUUGAGAGCUUGACUGACAAGAGCAAGCUCGAUGCUCAGCCAGAGCUCUUCAUCCACAUUAUUCCUGAUAAGGCAAAUAAUUCGCUGUCAAUCAUUGACAGUGGUAUUGGUAUGACCAAGGCUGAUUUGGUGAACAAUCUUGGUACCAUUGCAAGAUCUGGAACCAAGGAGUUCAUGGAAGCCCUUGCAGCCGGUGCUGAUGUGAGCAUGAUUGGACAGUUUGGAGUUGGGUUCUACUCGGCCUACCUUGUGGCUGAAAAGGUCUCUCUCUGGGUUGAGAAGACCACCGAGAAGGAGAUCUCUGAUGAUGAAGAUGAGGAGGAGAAGAAGGAUGAGGAAGGUAAGGUUGAGGAAGUUGAUGAAGAGAAGGAGAAGGAAGAAAAGAAGAAGAAGACGAUCAAGGAGGUUUCACACGAGUGGUCCUUGGUGAACAAACAGAAGCCUAUCUGGAUGAGGAAGCCGGAAGAGAUUACAAAGGAAGAGUAUGCUGCUUUCUACAAGAGCCUUACCAACGAUUGGGAGGAGCACCUUGCUGUAAAGCACUUCUCUGUUGAAGGUCAACUUGAAUUUAAGGCUGUUCUCUUUGUCCCCAAGAGGGCUCCUUUUGAUCUCUUUGACACAAAGAAGAAGCCAAACAACAUCAAGUUGUACGUUCGUCGUGUCUUUAUCAUGGACAACUGUGAGGACCUGAUUCCUGAAUACCUUGGCUUUGUUAAGGGCAUUGUUGAUUCUGAGGAUCUUCCCCUUAACAUUUCCAGAGAAAUGCUGCAGCAGAACAAGAUCCUGAAGGUUAUACGCAAGAACUUGGUCAAGAAGUGCCUUGAGCUCUUCUUCGAAAUUGCCGAGAACAAGGAGGACUACAACAAGUUCUACGAAUCCUUCUCCAAGAACUUAAAGCUUGGCAUUCACGAGGACUCUCAAAACAAGUCUAAGCUUGCUGAAUUGCUCCGUUAUCACUCUACCAAGAGCGGCGAUGAGUUGACCAGCCUGAAGGACUAUGUAACCAGGAUGAAGGAAGGACAGAGUGACAUCUUUUACAUCACUGGUGAAAGCAAGAAAGCUGUAGAGAACUCUCCUUUCCUUGAGAAGCUGAAGAAGAAGGGUUAUGAAGUUCUAUUCAUGGUUGAUGCAAUUGACGAGUACGCAGUCGGUCAACUGAAGGAGUUCGAAGGUAAGAAGCUUGUUUCGGCAACAAAAGAAGGUUUGAAACUUGACGAGAGUGAAGACGAGAAGAAGAAGAAAGAAGCUUUGAAGGAGAAGUUCGAGGGGCUAUGCAAGGUGAUAAAGGAUGUCUUGGGCGACAAAGUUGAGAAGGUUAUUGUUUCCGACCGUGUUGUGGAUUCUCCCUGCUGUUUGGUAACUGGGGAAUACGGGUGGACAGCCAACAUGGAAAGAAUCAUGAAAGCUCAAGCAUUGAAGGACAACAGCAUGGCUGGCUACAUGUCUAGCAAGAAGACCAUGGAGAUCAACCCCGAGAACCCGAUCAUGGAAGAGCUCAGGAAGAGGGCGGAUGCCGAUAAGAACGACAAAUCUGUGAAGGACCUCGUCCUCCUCCUCUUCGAGACAUCCCUUCUCACUUCUGGAUUCAGCCUUGACGAACCAAACACCUUCGGAAACAGGAUCCACAGGAUGUUGAAACUUGGCCUGAGCAUCGAUGAGGAUGCUGCAGAAGGAGACGACACCGACAUGCCUCCAUUGGAGGAUGCCGAUGCGGCCGAUGCAGAGGGCAGCAAGAUGGAGGAAGUCGACUAGAAAUAGCUAACAACAAAACCAGUAGUAUCUUUUUCAUAUUUUUUUUUGAGGAUUCUGAAGGCCUGUAGUAACUUUUUAUCUCUACUGAAUGAUGUUUCUUUUAUGUUUUGUUUUUGGAACCUAUGAGAUUGCUCUUGAUGUUAUUAGGGAAUGUUUUUUGAUAGGAAACUCCUUUUUCUAACCAUUA
Momordica charantia (bitter melon) is the source of this 2166-nucleotide messenger RNA. RefSeq names its product heat shock protein 90-2. Lineage: Eukaryota; Viridiplantae; Streptophyta; Magnoliopsida; Cucurbitales; Cucurbitaceae. The record is from RefSeq and is a predicted model, not a curated record. Gene Ontology annotation, biological process: protein folding. Gene Ontology annotation, molecular function: ATP binding; ATP-dependent protein folding chaperone; ATP hydrolysis activity.